Messenger RNA from Etheostoma cragini (Arkansas darter), 653 nucleotides. Its product is annotated as dynein heavy chain 5, axonemal-like. The transcript is spliced from 4 exons. The annotation marks the transcript as partial. Gene Ontology annotation, molecular function: dynein intermediate chain binding; minus-end-directed microtubule motor activity; dynein light intermediate chain binding. Gene Ontology annotation, biological process: microtubule-based movement. Lineage: Eukaryota; Metazoa; Chordata; Actinopteri; Perciformes; Percidae. The record is from RefSeq and is a predicted model, not a curated record. Gene Ontology annotation, cellular component: dynein complex.
GCUAUGCUGUCCCGACACUGGACUCGUCUCAGCGAGCUGACGGGUCACAGCUUUCACGUGGAGUCGGACAGCUUCUCCCUCAGAAACAUCAUGGAGGCGCCGCUGCUGCAACACAAAGAAGACAUCGAGGAUGUGUGCAUCAGCGCGGUGAAGGAGCGCGACAUCGAGGCCAAGCUGAAGGACGUGGUGGCCGAGUGGAGCAGCCAGACGCUCGGCUUCGCCCCCUUCAGGAGCCGAGGAGAACUGCUGCUCAGGGGAGCCGACACCGCCGAGAAGAUCUCCAACAUGGAGGACAGUCUGAUGGUGCUGACGUCGCUGCUCAGCAACAGGUACAACGCUCCGUUCAAGCCGUCCAUCCAGCUGUGGGUCCAGAGACUGUCCAACACCUCCGAGAUCAUCGAGAAGUGGCUGUCGGUCCAGAACCUGUGGAUCUACCUGGAGGCCGUGUUCGUGGGCGGAGACAUCGCCAAGCAGCUGCCGCAGGAGGCCAAACGUUUCCAGAACAUUGACAAGUCGUGGCAGAGGAUCAUGCAGCGGGCACACGAGCUUCCCAACGUGGUGCAAUGCUGCGUGGGAGACGAGACGCUCAGCCAGGUGCUGCCCACGUGCCUCUGAGCAACACACACACACAUUACUCUGCCAGGGCUUUUAUA